AUGGCGCGCCCUCUGGGGCCGGUCCGCCUGCGGAGGACAAAUUACCUCACAUUGUCUAUCGGCGCGAUUCUCUGUAUCUUUAUAAUUUACUUCCUCUCUCAUACCGGUUCGACUUCACAAUCCGCCAAUGCGAGCCGAUCCGCUACCCGUAAGCCCAGCACGAAGUCGAGUCUAAUCGUCGAACGGCCUCCUGUCCGGCGCUUCAACUUAAAUAGUGUUACAAUUACCCCGGAUCCGAUUGGAAACCGAGAGGCUGUCCUUAUUUUAACUCCAAUGGCGCGUUUCUACCAGGAAUAUUGGGACAACUUACUAAAAUUACAAUACCCUCGAGAUCUGGUUACGCUUGCCUUUAUCUUACCUAAAAAUAAGGAGGGUAAUGCAGCGACUACUGCGCUGCAGGCUCAAAUCACGAAGACACAAAAAGGCCCUGUUAAGGAACGAUUUAGGAGUAUAAUUAUCGAACGACAGGAUUUCGAUCCUCCUCUAACAUCUCAAGAUGAAAGCGAACGACAUAAGAUGGAGAACCAGAAGGCGAGACGAGCCUCGAUGUCUAGAGCACGGAAUUCGCUGCUUUUCACCACGCUGGGAGCCGAUACAUCAUGGGUAUUAUGGUUAGAUUCCGAUAUCAUCGAGACACCACCUACUUUGAUACAAGACCUUGCGUCACACGAUAAGCCCAUCAUAGUACCGAAUUGCUAUCAGAGAUAUAUUGACUCGGAAACGGGAAAGCCUAAGGAACGCCCGUACGACUUUAAUAGUUGGCAGGAUAGCCCGACCGCGCAAGAAAUCGCCUCUAAGAUGAACCAGGAUGAGAUUAUCCUCGAAGGAUACUCCGAAAUGGCAACCUACCGGGCCUUAAUGGCUUACAUGGCGGAGAAGGAGGAUGAAAAACACUUGGAAGUACCCUUAGACGGUGUUGGUGGCACUGCAUUGCUAGUUAAAGCGGAUGUUCACCGUGACGGUGCUAUGUUCCCGCCUUUCCCAUUCUACCAUCUAAUCGAGACCGAAGGGUUUGCGAAGAUGGCGAGGAGGUUAGGCUGGCAUGCUACUGGAUUACCUAACUAUAAAGUUUAUCAUUACAACGAAUAG
Molecule: messenger RNA, 1089 nt
Organism: Daldinia childiae
Lineage: Eukaryota; Fungi; Ascomycota; Sordariomycetes; Xylariales; Hypoxylaceae
Product: Mannan polymerase complexes subunit MNN9
Exons: 2
Coding region: 1-1089 (362 amino acids)
Biological process (GO): protein N-linked glycosylation; cell wall mannoprotein biosynthetic process
Cellular component (GO): mannan polymerase complex
Molecular function (GO): alpha-1,6-mannosyltransferase activity
Source: RefSeq, a predicted model, not a curated record